Messenger RNA from Ilyonectria robusta, 1278 nucleotides. RefSeq lists its product as uncharacterized. The record is from RefSeq and is a predicted model, not a curated record. Lineage: Eukaryota; Fungi; Ascomycota; Sordariomycetes; Hypocreales; Nectriaceae. The transcript is spliced from 3 exons. Bases 1 to 1278 code for a protein of 425 amino acids. Gene Ontology annotation, molecular function: oxidoreductase activity.
AUGAUCCGCCCGAGGCAUUCGUCCUUCGUCCAAGUGGCAAACGACAUCCCCGCUAUGGCAUUCGUUUCCGACGUCCCGGUCGCCAACCGGUUUGUCAAUGAUGACGUCCAAAUCAUCGACAUCCCGUCAGUGGAGGUUCACGACGUGGAAACAGAACAAGGGGGACCAGCAAAAUGUCUCAAGCACUUGAUAAAGAAAAACCACGCAAACUACUCCGUCCUUUACCAUCAACUGCAGUUCGACAACCAUACCCCGCACAUCCUCUCCUCUGCAUACCUCCUUGGCGCAACCGAACAACAACUGCACCGUCUUUAUGAAGUCGAGUCGAGGGGGAUGGCCCCUUGGCGAGAUCCUCCGGCUGAGGUUACUGACCGUAACUGGCGGGACCUCCUCGGGCAGAAGGAGUACCAGAAAGGGUAUCUGGACUACUUCGAACAUUUGCUGGCUUCAGAGUUCUCGCACGACUGGGAGAAGGUAGUUGAGUAUGUCAUGUUCAAGGGAGAGAAACCCUUGAUCAGCGGGGUCAUUGGUGGCCUUGGACACCCUCUCAUCCACCUGGGAUAUGCCUACGAGAUGAACUCCAAGGAUAUCGCCAUGGAAGCCGUUACCCUUACCGCCGUACAAUACAACUACCUCCAUAGAUAUUUCGACGAUAAGAAGUAUACGACGCCCCCAGCAUGGCGAUCGAACUCCCCGCUAGAGAUUCUCCUCCGGGUCACCCAGGACAAGCGUUUCGACGCGUUAUUCCAGCGGCCAGCGUUAUCUAACAUCGACAGGUUAUUCGAGAAGCACGAAGACCUGGUACUAGAGUACUGGAACGCGUGGGACCUUACGGACCCCGUCGAGCAAUUCGAGAAGUCCCAGGAAGCGGCCGUCGCCCUGCUAGUGUCCACGGUUAAGCCAAGCAGCCAUGCGUACAGCUUUUUCAUCGUGCACCUACUUACGACGAGCCAUGCUGUCAGAAUCCUGCUGCCCAGGGUCCCGGCCAAGUUCCAUAUCCCCCUAGUUAGGAGCUGGUGGCUCCUGACCUUGGCUGGAUAUAUUGCGCACCUCCGGCCUACUAUUGACCCUGGCAAUGUCGACGUGGAUCUGAAAGGACGUACUUGGACGUGGGUUGAGGACCAGGCGCUGAACUCGGCGUAUGCUACCGAUGCCCAUUAUGUGAAAGCUCUCCGGGCGAUGAAGGAGGCUGCUAGGACUUGGGGCGAUGAGCACCAGCAGUAUCUCGCUGCCGCUGUGACGUUUGCUAGCAACUUCCGCGGGUGGGUGUUUACCUAG